This is a messenger RNA of Eubalaena glacialis (North Atlantic right whale), 1462 nucleotides long. RefSeq names its product selenoprotein T (gene SELENOT). Gene Ontology annotation, biological process: cell redox homeostasis. Gene Ontology annotation, molecular function: thioredoxin-disulfide reductase (NADPH) activity. NCBI's taxonomy places the organism in Eukaryota, Metazoa, Chordata, Mammalia, Artiodactyla, Balaenidae. Gene Ontology annotation, cellular component: endoplasmic reticulum membrane. The transcript is spliced from 6 exons. The record is from RefSeq and is a predicted model, not a curated record.
CGCCUGCGCGGUGGGGAGCAGCUCGCGGCUCCGGCUCUGCUUUGGGCCGGCUGCAGUCUGAGUCUGAGGGCGGCUGAAGUGGUUGGCUCGUUUAAGAUGCGGCUUCUGCUACUUCUCCUGGUGGCGGCGUCGGCGGUGGUCCGGAGCGAUGCCUCGGCCAACCUGGGUGGCGUGCCUGGCAAGAGGUUAAAGAUGCAGUACGCCACGGGGCCGCUGCUCAAGUUCCAGAUUUGUGUUUCCUGAGGUUAUAGGCGGGUGUUUGAGGAGUACAUGCGGGUUAUUAGCCAGCGGUACCCAGACAUCCGCAUUGAAGGAGAGAAUUACCUCCCUCAACCAAUAUAUAGACACAUAGCAUCUUUCCUGUCAGUCUUCAAGCUAGUGUUAAUAGGCUUAAUAAUUGUUGGCAAGGAUCCUUUUGCUUUCUUUGGCAUGCAAGCGCCUAGCAUCUGGCAGUGGGGCCAAGAAAACAAGGUUUAUGCAUGUAUGAUGGUCUUUUUCUUGAGCAACAUGAUUGAGAACCAGUGUAUGUCAACAGGUGCAUUUGAGAUAACUUUGAAUGAUGUACCUGUGUGGUCUAAGCUGGAAUCUGGUCACCUUCCAUCCAUGCAACAGCUUGUUCAAAUUCUUGACAAUGAAAUGAAGCUCAAUGUGCAUAUGGAUUCAAUCCCACACCAUCGAUCAUAGCCCCACCUAUCAGCACUGAAAACUCUUUUACAUUAAGGGAUUUUUGCAAGAGCAGCGUGACUGACAUUAUGAAGGCCUGUACUGAAGACAGCAAGCUGUUAGUACAGACCAGAUGCUUUCUUGGCAGGCUCGUUGUACCUCUUGGAAAACCUCAAUGCAAGGCAGUUUUUCAGUGCUGGCACAUUUUGGAAUUCUGCACAUUCGUGGAGUGCAAUAAUACUGUAUAGGUUUUUUUUUCUUCCCCAAGUCCACUUGGUUAAUAGUUUUUAAAAAAAAAUGCAGACAUUACUACUUGCACUUCUUUCUUCUCGGUCAUAUUUGAAAAAGUAGAAAAUUGAGUUGCAAUUUGAUUUUUUUUUCAAAGAUGUCUGUUAAGUCUGUUGUGAUUUUAUAUGAAUUUUCCUUUUUUAUAGUUUAAAAUUGAUCCUUUUGGGACUAGAGCUGAAGUUCCCAAAUACUUUAUAAGAGUUUAUCAGACAUCUCUAAUUUGGUCAUGUCCAAUUUAUAGAGUUUUCAAAAUACUGCAGAUUGUGAACAGCACAUUAUAUAAGAUUAUGGGGGGAAAUCCUAUAUCCAGAGUACUCUACCAAUUUGUGUAUGUGUGUGUGUGCGUGUGUGAUUACCAGAGAACUACUAAAAGACCAACCACUUUUUAAAUCCUGUUAAUGUAGUUCAAGUGUCCUGCCUUGACCAAUUUAAUGAGUUGAUUAACUGGGCCUUUAUACUUAACUCAAUAAAAAACUAAGCAGAAGUAAGUUAAAUAAAAAGUUUGAGUUUA